AUGCAAUGCAAUCCUACAUUCCAAAAGGUGUCUCUUAGGAUCAGAGGAUCGCAUUUCUGUGCUGCAGCAAUUUUGACAGACCACUGGCUUUUGACUGCUGCUCACUGCUUUGCAAGUGUAUCCACGGACUUCUUGCACAAAAUUGAGGCUGUAGCAGGUGAUUUCAACCAAAGAAAAGUUGACAGAGGGGAACAAAACUUCCAGGUAAAAACUGUAAAGUUCCAUGAAAAAUAUCAGCGCUCCUGUCCCAUGAGCUACGACAUCGCUUUGCUUGAGAUCAAAGGACACAUUCACUUUGGUGAUUUUGUUAAGCCGGUCUGCCUGCCUUACCCUGGUGAGAGGUUUCCAGCCAAGACUAUGUGUGUUGUUGGUGGAUGGGGUCGUAUUACUGAGAAAGGGCCACUUUCUUCGGUUCUUCAGGAGGUGCAACUGGAUCUGUUAGAGCAAAGCAAGUGCAAACAUGUCCUACAAACACUUAGACCUGGACAGAAGACCUUCACAGUCCUGUGUGCAGGCCCAGAGAGAGGAGGGAGAGAUGCCUGCCAAGGGGAUUCUGGGGGUCCCCUCCUCUGCCCCAGAGCAGAUGGAUGCUGGGCGGCUGUGGGAAUCACAUCAUGGGGUAAAGGUUGUGGUAGAAGCUGGAAUAACAACAAGCUCAAACCCUCAUCCAGAAGAGGCUCACCUGGAGUAUUCACUGAUGUCUUAAUGUUCCUGUCAUGGAUAAAGUCUAAUCUUCGAAAAGAUGUCAACAUAGGUGCUGACAGGUCCCUGUGCAGUGUACCUGAUGGAGUUGUACCUGGAAUUGAAGGCAUCAUCAGAAAUCCAGCUCACCCAGGUCAAAGCUACAACAACAAUGAGAUGUGUCUGUGGUCCAUUCGAGUUCCAGCUGGAGAACAUAUACUACUGGAGUUCCUAGAGUUUAAUCUGGAGAAUGACACACUGUGCUACAGCGAUUAUCUUACUGUGCAUGUGGAUGAAGACAGGCCAAUAGGUCGAUUCUGUGGUGGUCAACCUCCACCUCCGGUUCUUAUUGGUGGUUCCAACGGUAUCACAGUGCAGUUUGUGUCUGAUGUAAGCAGCACAGGUGCAGGAUUUGCCAUCCAUUUCAAUGGUGUUGACAAGGACUACAGUUUUGGGGCUGAGUGUGGAACAGUGGUGCUGUUACAGCCUAAGGGGUCUGUGCGGAGCCCCGCCUACCCGCAAGCCUACAGCAACAGCACUCUUUGCCGCUGGGUCAUCUAUGCCCCAGAAGGCCACAUAGUCAAGCUUGACUUUGACGAUUUUGACCUUGAGGAGUCAGAGAACUGCAAAUAUGAUUCACUCACGGUGUUUGGAGACAUUGCUGGCAAGGAUGAAAUAGUGGUGGUAUGUGGCGCGAGCGUCCCUCCAGCUGUUCUCAGCUACAGUCACAUGAUGCUUCUACAGUUCAGCACAGACAACACCAUCUCAGCCCGUGGUUUCAACGCAUCCUUUUCUUUUAUCAGGGAAAACGAUCUCAGAGAGACAGCGUUUGAAGAUCAGGGGGAGAAAGCAGACGAUGACAGCAGAGUUAUCUCACCACAUUUGCAGGCUGGUUUGUGCUUGCUUUUGUCUUUUCCGCUGUCCACAGUCGCACCAACUUUUUUGUUGAGCUCUAAAAGAGACGCCUUGUCUCAGAGGGUCUUCAGAAUGUGUGGAAUCCAGCUGAAGUCCAAAAAAUGUCAUUCAUGCACGCGUUCCUCUGAAUUCUCAGCUCUGUAUGGAAUGCCUGACAUCUUUGCUACCUCUGGACUGGAUGCCCCAAGGACGGCAGAGGAUGAUGGGAAGCUGUCGUGGCACGUGAGCAUUAGUUUGGGUGCGGGUUAUGAAUGCAGUGGGGCGGUCAUCCAAUCACAGUGGAUCCUUACUGAUGCACACUGUGUCUAUAAUCUGAAAGAACAACAUCUGAGACGUUUAUCAGUGACAGCAGGGAGCUCAAAGAUACAGAUUCGUGAUGUGAUUGGAGUACUCGUACACCCUCAUUACAGCCCAUUCUCUCUCGACUACAAUGUGGCUUUGCUUAAGCUGAGCUCUCCAUUAAAUCUCAGUGAAAGUUUGCAGCCUGUCUGUCUACCCUCUGCUGGACCGGAAAUCCCACCCUCCCUCCAUUGCUGGGCUCUGGCCCGUACCAGCCAAACGCGUACGUCACCCGUCUGCCUUCACAAGUUGACCGUUGUGACGGUUACACAAUAGCCUGGCUGAUAUCUGUGUGUGUGCAAACAUGACAUUUCAUGACUACUUGUUGAAUAAAUUGAAAGCUGACCUGGUGUUGAACUUUCAGAACUCGAAUGUCACUUGAGCCGAGCGCAAUUAAAAUUUCUCUGUUGCACAUUUUGAGGUGAAUGUUAUGCACUCUUUUUAGCCGGACUUUAGCAGACCUGCACUGCUAAAAAUAUCAGUUCUGGAACGAGCGGUGUGUGAACAACGCCACAGAGCUAGAUUGACACCUACUAUGCUACGUGCUGGACUGAGCAGCGGAGAGCAAUGCAUGGUGAGCAACUGGAAACUACACUAAAUACUCACUGUUCACUGGAAGGAAAUGUAAUUGAAGACAUGCUGUCCUCUAGUGGGUACGUUUGGUAAUGAUUCUUUAAAUGCGUCCUUCGUUAAUCGAAGGAAUAUAGUUAAUCAAAGAACCCCA
Puntigrus tetrazona (Sumatra barb) is the source of this 2659-nucleotide messenger RNA. Its product is annotated as ovochymase-2-like. The transcript is spliced from 16 exons. The record is from RefSeq and is a predicted model, not a curated record. Bases 1 to 2211 code for a protein of 736 amino acids. Gene Ontology annotation, molecular function: serine-type endopeptidase activity. Gene Ontology annotation, biological process: proteolysis. Lineage: Eukaryota; Metazoa; Chordata; Actinopteri; Cypriniformes; Cyprinidae.